Microplitis mediator is the source of this 1618-nucleotide messenger RNA. RefSeq lists its product as uncharacterized. Gene Ontology annotation, molecular function: protein binding. The transcript is spliced from 7 exons. Lineage: Eukaryota; Metazoa; Arthropoda; Insecta; Hymenoptera; Braconidae. Bases 166 to 1473 code for a protein of 435 amino acids. The record is from RefSeq and is a predicted model, not a curated record.
CAAUUGAAACGUUCGGUAAAUGUCACUGCACUUUUUGCUUAUUGUCUGAAUGAAAAGUCAUUUUAGUAAUCACUAAUAAAUUAUAAGUUUUCAUUUCACCAACUUUAUAAUAAAUUUUUACUGUAUAAUUAAUAAUUGAGUUAUUAUUUGAAGAAAAAGUAUAAAAUGGAUGGAAUUCUGUACUCAAAUAUAUUCGAAUUAAUUUUUAAAAAUACAAUUGAUCCGAUAAUAUUAGAAAAACUAAAAAGAGUUCAUAUUCAUUGGAAGAACAGUAUCGAUAAAAUUCUUGAAACAACAGAUAAAUGGAAGAGUGCAUGUUUGAAUGAAAUCGCGUCGGAACCAAUCUCCGGUAUGAUUACAAGAUUAUAUCCAACGCUUUCUUUCGACGAUUAUCAUGAACUUGAUGAUUUUAAAGUUUGGCGUACUGUUUACAUUUCAUAUAGAAAGUGGAUGAUACUCUCGAAACUUCGAGUUUCAGUCGAAUUUGUUUAUAGCAGUGCUGGUACAUCAUAUUUUCCUGAAGAAAUCCGAAAUUUUGCAAGUUGCGACAAAUAUUUUGCUGUUGGAACUAAUCGACUAAAGAUUUAUGUUUUUGGUUUUAAUCAAUCCAAUAAACCCAUGUAUUCGGAAAAUUUUGACAAUUAUAUAAAAGACAUUAGAUUUUGGUAUCCUGGUACAGGUGACGUGUUUUUAGUUGUAAUUGUUAGGCCUUAUCACAUUAAAUUUUUUAAUGUUUCUAAUAAUAUGACUGAAGUUCUGUGUAUCAACGUUGAGAAUCCAGAGGCGACCACUCUAUGCACCGGUACAAUAAAUACGUUAGUUACUAUGGACAGCGGGGAUCUCGUUCAAUACAAAUAUAAUACUGACGAUGGUCUAAUGCAAUAUACAACUGGUAGAUUAUCAGGUACUUGCGUGAAAUUAUUCUCGGAAAAGAAGAAAUUAAUCUGUCUAACGUCAAACGGACAUUCUCUAACUUUGCGAAAUUAUCGAAUUCCGACGUCCGACAAAAAUAAUGAUAUGAUUCUAGAGAAAUCUGUACAAAUAUUACGUCCUGAUUUUGCUACAUUUGAAUUUAGAAAUCCCUCACUCGACUUCCUCACUUCCAAUGUUAUCUUGCAGAAAUCAACUGAGGGAUACAGUUGUCUUAUAAUUGAUGAUCACCAAACCGACUGGCAUAUACAUUAUCCAUUUCAAAAAUUCGGCAGUGAAAAUUUGGUAACUUCCGGUGUAUUACACGGAAAAAUUUUGAUAUUGGGAUUUAAAACAGGUCAUGUGCGGAUCUUUACUGUAGAAAAUAUUGAGCAGCUUAAAAAUUCUGAGUUAGAUCUUUAUUCAGGAAUUGAAUAUCUCGUAGAUAAUGAACCGAUACAAUGGUUGCAAGUUGCUGAAGCUCAAGAAAAACUAAUUAUUAUUGCAAUUACAUACGUCAAAAUCUAUUUUAUUAAUUUCACUUCUGAGAACAGUAUUGAGUAAAUAAUCAUUGAAGUAUUGUAUCAUUGUAACAUCGGCGCUUGUAAAGUGUCUAUUUAAUAAAACAAAUAUAAUAGUAAAUAGGGGGGGGGGCAAAAGGGGGUAGGGUAGGCAAAACGGGGUACCCCCAAAAUUUUAUGAAAAAAAA